Messenger RNA from Staurois parvus, 363 nucleotides. The record is from the annotation of a GenBank genome assembly. Lineage: Eukaryota; Metazoa; Chordata; Amphibia; Anura; Ranidae.
UUACUGCGGGACUGCGGUGGGCAUUCUGACACUGGGGGGAACUGACUUGGUGUCACUGACAUCCGCAGUGACACCAAUACAGUGAUCAGUGCUAAUUAAAAGCACUGACACUGUACUAAUGGCACUGGGCAGGAAGGGGUUAACUGUGUGCUGUUUCACAUUAUGUGCUGUGUGUGUGCUUUACUGUAUGCACACUGCUUUGUAUGGCUCUGCUAUGCAGAGCCAUACAAAGCAGAGUGCAGGAGCUGACAGGGGAGAGAACUGUAUUGUAUUGCGCACGCUCCAUACCUGGAACUGCAAAAUCACGUAUAUAUACACGUGAUUUUGCGUACCCGUGCCGCCGCCACUGUAGCAAUAUUUCUG